Molecule: messenger RNA, 1907 nt
Organism: Heteronotia binoei (common prickly gecko)
Lineage: Eukaryota; Metazoa; Chordata; Lepidosauria; Squamata; Gekkonidae
Gene: RNF112
Product: ring finger protein 112
Biological process (GO): endoplasmic reticulum organization; protein homooligomerization
Molecular function (GO): GTP binding; GTPase activity
Source: RefSeq, a predicted model, not a curated record
GAGGGAAAUUUAUCUUGUUGGAGGCGGUUGGCACCACAUUAGCUGCAAGAUGGGAAACACAAACACAAAACGGCCACCUUCACCCCCACUCCCUGCAAAGAAGCCCCCAGGAGGCAUGAUCCAUGACCUAAAACAGGACAUCAUAUGCUCCAUCUGCCUGGAAACCUUUGAAGACCCGGUCUCCAUUGACUGUGGGCAUAAUUUCUGCAAGGUCUGCAUCUCUGCCCACUGGAGUGGGCUCUCAUCCCAUGGGUAUCGCUGCCCUGAGUGCCGCUUUCCCUGUAGGCGCGAGGGGAUGAAGAUAGACACUCGGCUGCAAAACCUGGUAGAAAAAAUCAAACAGAUGCCUCUGCUGGAGGUGGAAAAAGAGCCGGAGAUGCCAGCAGCUACAUUGCAGUCAGCAGGACAAGCGGUGCAGCUGGUGGCCUUGAAUGAUGAAGGAGAUCUGUGUCUGGAUGAGGAGGCCCUGAGCAGCUGCUUGGAGCAGGGAGAAGUGAAGGACAGCCCCCUCUGCUUGGUCUCCAUUUUUGGAGAGCAAUGCCGUGGCAAAUCCUUUCUGCAGAACUUCCUCCUGUGAAGGCUGCAAAACCUGGAAGCAGAGGAUGAAUCAUGGAUGGGCCAGGAAGAUGAACCCCUGACAGGAUUUGAGUGGCGACCUGGGCCUAACAGUACCACCAAAGGGGUGUGGUUGUGGAGUCAGCCAUUUUGGAUCACCACUGAACAGGGAAAGGUAGCCAUAUUCUUGAUAGACACUGAGGGUUCUCUGGAUCUGGGGAGAAGCAAGGAAGCUUGCACUAAACGCUCUGCUUUUUCCAUGCUGCUCAGCUCCUAUCAGAUACUCAAUUUGUCCCACAUGAUGAAUGAGACAGAUCGGGACUACUUGGAAAGGCUGGAGUCUAAUACUUGCAGGCACCCACGAGCACUGGAGACCCUCAAAAGCAGCAGCACUCGCUGUAACUUAAUCCCUUUUCCUGGCAAGAAGCUGGUGAUGGGAACGGAGGGUACCCUGGCAGACAUGGAUGAUGAUUUUCGGGAAUGUUUGAGGGAUUAUGUAAGUGGCUUAGCCAGAUCAGCUGGUACCUAUUUAAAGAGAGACCAGAAGGGGGUCGCUGGAGCCCAACUUGCAGCCAAGAUAAAGUGUCUCUCACUUCUCCUGAAGAAACAUCAAUUUGACUUUGGUCCAGCUGUGCAGAUGGCCAUCACUUUAAUUAACCUGGAAACCAAAGACACCUUGCAGAGGGAAUUUGCAGAGUUCAUCAGGGAGCAGGAUCAGCUCUCUCGUCCCCUGCUUGCAGGUCUAAAAGUCCUACCCAGCACCAUGGCACAGCGUCUCAAGGAAAAGCAACAAGAGCUGGUAAAACAGUAUGAGGCAACAGUACAGGGAGAUGAGCAAGAAUGGGCAAAUGGCAAAUUGUUUUUAGAGUCCCACCUGCAGAAUGAGGCUAAGGAUUUCCUGGAACGUUACGGCCAUUGUUACAAAAGUCAUGCCCUCACAGCUGGGGUAGCUGUUGGAGUGGGUGCCGUGGGGCUGGCAGGUGGGGUCGUUGGGGCUGGUGUGGCAGGUGCCAUCUUGGCUGCAGAAGCCCUUGUGUUGAGCACUGGGACAGCUACCACAGUUGCCAUUGGGGCUUUGGCGGGGACAGGAACCUUUGCACUAGUUGGAGGAGGAGUAGGGGCAGGUGUAGGGAGCAAGAUAGGAGAGUGUAGAGCACAGGAAGCACAUAGAUUGUCUGAAGGUGAUGUGGAGGUUGAAGAUGGGGAGGAGGAUGUGUCAGACCAGAGGUGUCUCAUUGAUCAACAGGACUCACCUUAAGAGUUGGCAACAAAGCUGGCCUGAUGCCUACCGUUUCCUCUGCAGUCAAGGGGCAGAUUAUACCAGAGACUGCAUUCACUUUUUGUUGUCACAG